Oreochromis niloticus (Nile tilapia) is the source of this 7810-nucleotide messenger RNA. It is a transcript of the gene abcc10, whose product is annotated as ATP-binding cassette, sub-family C (CFTR/MRP), member 10. The record is from RefSeq and is a predicted model, not a curated record. Gene Ontology annotation, molecular function: ABC-type transporter activity; ATP binding; ATP hydrolysis activity. NCBI's taxonomy places the organism in Eukaryota, Metazoa, Chordata, Actinopteri, Cichliformes, Cichlidae. Gene Ontology annotation, cellular component: membrane. Gene Ontology annotation, biological process: transmembrane transport.
CUGUUAGCUAGACGAAAGCCGGUAACAUUUAAAGUCCUGUCUUCUAAAUGCUCUUAAAUUGGUUGUAUGUCGAGUUGUAUUUAUAGUUGGUCUAGCUCGCUAAAGUUUCUAUUUACAUAGUGCAUGCGGUAAAAGAUCAAAAAAUUUAAUAGCGUAAUAUUCCGUUACCUAAGCUAGUUUGAUAGCCUAAUUUGUUUACAUUAGUGUGAGGGUGUUUCAGUCAGGAAGACCGGAUAAAUGUGCCUGUCUAUCGUUCCAUAUUUCUUUUUGCUUCGUCACUCUUUAAAGGGAUUUAUGAACAAAUAUGUGAAUUAUUGAACCUGGAUCUCAGAAAAAUGGACUGCAGAAUUGACGGGACAUAACAGAUAGUUUUUAGAAUGACAGCAGUCAAGUAGGAAGAAGGAUGAGUGACUUUGGACCAACAGACCUGAUUGCAGGCCUCUGUCAUACUGAUGAAGAGAAUCCUCUUCCUCUGUGGCAGAAUGGAUGCAUCAGCCCCUGUUUUAACCAGCUCAUCCUUGGAGCCUUGCCUCAUGCUGGGAUGGCCAUUUUCAGUGCCUGCUACCUCAGCAUGUCAAGAUGCAGCCACCUCCAGACGUCUCCCCCGUGUGGCUGGACACUCAGGCUCGUGUCAGCUCUGCUGGCUGCCUUACUCUACACUGCAGAUGUCAUCCUGGUGAGUGUCCUCCAGCAGGGAGACAUGUACCUGGACGUCCUAGCUGACAGCUGUGCAAUCCUGGCCUGGCUGGUCCACUUCAGUGUCAUAACAGUGCUCCAGAGGACUGUUUUUAAGAGAACCAGAGGACCUACACUGCUGCUUCUCCUGGUGCUUCUCCUACAAAUUAAACCCGCUGACCCUCUUAAACUGGCCCGAUUUGUUCUUGCCUCAGUACGGACGUUUCUUUUUCUCAUUUACCUCCUGGCAUUUGCUUUCCCUUGCAUCAGUGAUGCUGGGUACACUUUGUAUAUUAACGAUGUUGAUGGCUCUCAGCUCAUCCCAGAGAACACCCAGCUGGAGACUGGGGAGAUUGUGGCUGAGGAUGGGAGUGACUGCCUAUCUCGACUCUUCUACUUGUGGCUCACCCCUCUCCUCAGGCGAGGGCAGAGAGGGGAACUGGACAGACCAGCCAAUGUAUAUCACCUUCCCCAGAAACUUAGAACUAGUGUGAUUUGUCGGUAUUUUCACCAGUGCUGGGAAGCCUGCUGGCAAGGAUCACCAGUCACUUACCAAGAGGAUCAGUGGCCCACACCAGUCAGCACAAACCUCCUGAGUGGCAGCUGGAGUUUACACAACCAGGACCAACCACUGGGGCUGGAAGGUGAUGUAAGAUUGCUGAAGGUGCUACACAAGGCGUUUGGGAAGUGGUAUUACAUCCUUGGUCUGCUGAAGGUGACAGUCAACAUAUUAAGCUUCGCAGGUCCACUGCUCCUCAGUAGUCUUGUGAAUUUUAUGGAGGAAAAAGGUGCCCCAGUCAGCAGGGGUGUCUGGUGUGCCUUGGGGCUCUUUGCCACCACCCUGCUGUGCUCUGUUCUGCGAAACAUCUUUGUCUUCGAGGUCUCCAAGGUGGCGCUGUCAGCACGAGCUGCUCUUGUGACAGCCAUCUACAACAAAGCUCUGAGAGUCAGCAGCUGCAGCUUGGCUGGCUUUACUUUAGGAGAGGUGGUGAACUUAAUGAGCACAGACACCGACCGUGUGGUUAACUUUUUCCAAAGCUUCCAUGAGCUGUGGAGCCUGCCCUUUCAGUUAGCUGUCACCCUUUACUUGCUAUAUCUGCAGGUGGGUGUAGCUUUCCUUGGAGGACUGUCUGUAGCUUUGCUGCUGGUGCCAUUCAACAAGUUCCUUGCUUCCUUCAUACUUAGCAACAAUAAAAAGAUGCUCAUGUGGAAGGAUAACCGUGUUAAGUUAAUGACAGAGAUCCUCUUCGGCAUUCGCGUCAUCAAGUUCUAUAGCUGGGAGCCUCAUUUCACACAGAAGGUGGCUGACUGUCGCAAAGAGGAGCUGUCCCACCUUAAGGCUGUCAAAUACCUGGAUGCAUUGUGUGUGUAUACCUGGGCUGCUCUACCUGUGGUCAUCUCCAUCCUGACCUUCGUCAUGUAUGUGCUGCUUGGACACCAGCUGACGGCAGCAAAGGUGUUUACCACACUUGCCCUUGUAGGAAUGUUGAUCAUCCCACUUAAUGCUUUCCCCUGGGUGCUCAAUGGAGUCCUGGAAGCUAAAGUGUCUCUGGAACGAAUCCAGCGCUUCUUUAAACUAACCAACCAGAACCUGCAGGCAUACUAUGCCCUGGUGUCUCCAGAAGACAGCCAGACAUCUGUCCUUUUGAGCCAGGGAUCGUUUUCAUGGCAGGAACCCAGCAGUCCAAACGAAGAGGAAGAGUCUGGAGGAGUUAAAGGAAGCCUGCAGCUGCACAGUCUCAAUUUAAACAUAACCAAGGGCUCUCUGGUUGUCGUGGUUGGGAAGGUCGGCUGUGGAAAGAGCUCCUUAUUGGCUGCUCUGACUGGAGAGCUUAAUAGGCUGACUGGAGUGCUCUAUGUUGCAAACAGGGAAGUUGGCUUUGGUUUGGCCUCACAGGAACCGUGGAUCCAGCAUGCAUCAGUACGAGACAACAUCUUGUUUGGCAGAGACUACGAUGCUGCCUUCUACCAGGCUGUGAUCAAGGCCUGCGCCCUCUCAGAUGACCUCAGUGUUUUGCCAAAUGGUGACAAGACUGAAGUGGGUGAGAACGGAGUGACUCUGAGUGGAGGACAGAAGGCCCGGCUGGCACUUGCUAGAGCUGUUUACAUGGACAAAGAUAUCUACCUCCUCGAUGAUCCACUGGCAGCAGUGGAUGCAGAUGUGGCUGAACACCUUAUGAAGAAAUGUAUCAUGGAGCUCCUCAGAGGGAAGACCAGAAUUCUUUGCACACACCGCAUAGAGUUUGUGGACAAAGCUGAUGUGGUUGUCCUCAUGGACAAUGGAACAAUCAUCAAAACAGGGACACCAGCAGAAGUCCUUCCUUUGGUGGAGGCAGUCCCGAAAAAGCAGAAUAACAACCGCAACACAAAAGAGAAAGAUGGUGUGGAGCAGGUUGAAGGGGAAAUUAAUUCAUUGCCUGAGCUACGUGUGGAUGAUGAUCCUGGCCUCUCGGGGGCAGAGCAGAAACAGGUGGGCAGGCUGGCAUGGAGAGUUUACCAGACCUACUGGGCCGCUGUGGGUGGAGCGCUGGCCUCCUGCGUCUUACUCUCUCUGCUCCUCAUGCAAGCAUCUAAAAAUGUGUCUGACUGGUGGCUGUCCUACUGGAUCUCUGAGCUAAAACACAAUGGUUCCACUGGAAAUAAUGAGUCUUCAUUACCUGCCUUCAACUCACCUCAUCUGCUGCUUUUCUCACCUGACAGGCUCAUAUCUUCAGUGCCCUCUGUCCACACGUUUCUCUCUAACGACAUCGACGCAGAUAUUAAGUUUUACCUGACGGUCUACGGCUCCAUUGCUGUGGCCAACACCGUGUUCACCGCGCUCCGUGCCUUCCUCUUUGCCUAUGGAGUAAUGUGUGCCGCUUCUGCCAUCCACAACAGACUUCUGAAUAAAGUCUUUAAGACAACUAUGGCGUUCUUCGAUACCACUCCUUUGGGCCGAAUUCUCAACCGGUUUUCCUCAGACUUGUACAGCGUGGACGACAGCCUGCCGUUUGUCUUGAACAUCUUACUGGCCAACAUUUUUGGCUUGCUCGGCAUGCUGGUGGUGAUAAGUUACGGCCUGCCCUGGGUCCUGGUGGCCCUGCUUCCCCUGGGUCUACUGUACUACCGCACACAGCACUUCUAUAGACACACAUCUCGAGAGCUGAAGCGCCUCUGCAGCCUCACUCUGUCACCAAUCUACUCGCAUUUUUCAGAGACACUGACUGGACUGGGAACGAUCCGGGCCAGUGGCAAUUCUGCCAGGUUUGAGGAGGAGAACGCCAGGCGUCUGGAGCAGAACCAACGCUGUUUGUUUCUUAGCAGCGCUGCAGGGCAGUGGCUGGACAUCCGUCUGCAGCUGAUUGGUAUCGCUGUGGUGACAGGCCUUGGGGUGAUAGCUGUUGUUCAGCACCAGCUUAAUUCUGUUGACCCAGGUCUGGUGGGUUUGUCCAUGUCCUACGCUUUGUCUAUCACACAGCUGCUAUCUGGCCUCAUAUUCAGCUUCACGCAGACUGAAAUGCAGCUGGUGAGCGUGGAACGAACAGAGGAAUAUUCCACUGGACUGCCCAUUGAACCACAGCAUCAGAAUACAAAGCUGCCCCCCUCAUGGCCUGAGCACGGUUGGUUGGAGUUUCGAAAUGUGGCUUUGACCUACAGGGAUGGUCUUCCUAAUGCCCUGGAUGGAGUGAGCCUCAUGGUGCGACCUGGAGAGAAAAUAGGCAUCGUGGGACGUACAGGAUCUGGCAAGUCCACAAUAUUCUUGGCCCUGUUUCGGAUGGUGGAGCUCAGCCAGGGUCAGAUUCUCCUGGAUCAGCUGGAUAUUACCACUGUGGGCCUAGUUCAACUCAGGUCCAGGUUGGCCAUUAUUCCUCAGGACCCCUUCCUUUUCAGUGGCACAGUCAGAGAGAAUCUGGACCCCUGUGGGCGACACUCAGAGCUGGAGCUGCUGGACGUCCUGGAGCAGUGCCACCUCAGCACUGUGGUCAGCAGAAUGGGUGGUCUGGAUGCUGAGGUGGGAGAAAGAGGAAGAUUCUUCUCUGCAGGACAAAAGCAGCUGCUGUGUUUGGCCAGAGCUCUGUUGACGCAAGCCAAGGUCCUGUGUAUUGAUGAAGCCACUGCCAGCGUGGAUCAUAAGACAGACAAACUCCUGCAGCAGACCAUCAGAGAGAAGUUUCAGGACAAGACUGUGCUCACUAUUGCCCACAGGAUCAACACCAUCAUGGACUGUGACCGUGUGCUAGUGAUGCAUGCUGGGAAGGUGGUGGAGUUUGACAGUCCCGUGUCUCUCUGCCAAGCUGAUAACUCCAUCUUUCACACACUGGCAGGUGAUCAGGGACAAUGAGAUGAUCAGACACAUUUACAGACAACUUGCUGCUUUGCACAGAGUUGAUGCAGAGAAGAGUUGCAGACUUUGAGCAAAAACUCAUUUGGAACGGACAGCUUGGUGAGGCUGUCUGGAAAUGUGAUUAUUUUAAUGCAUAAACAGCAUUCAUUGAAUUCAUGCCAUAUUCUUGAAUCAAGACAACUACACAGCCCUCCCCCAACUCUUCCAGUGGUCACUGAGUUCACUGGCCACUUGAGAAACAUAAUGUCUCUAGCAUGUUCUGGGUCUGCCCUUAAGUCUCCUCAAUCAGGAAGUACCCAAGACCACCUCAACUGGCUCCUUUUGAUGUGCUGGAGUAGCAGCUCCACUCCAAUCCAGCCUCACUUUAUCAGCUCAGCUCAGAUAUCCUUCUGCUGCUUGUGUCUGCCAUCUUUUUCAGUCACUACCUACAGCUCACAAUGAUAGGUGAGAGGAACAUGGAGGAACAUGGUACUUCAAUAGCUUCAUUUUGAUACUCUCUUUCAUACGCCAGACCACAUCACCGGAGACAAUUCAUUAAUCCGUCUGUAAAUCUUCCGCUCCUUUGUUCAUUCACUUAACAACAAGACUUUGAUUCUUUAACCUCUGUACUUGGAGCAUCAACUCAUUCAGAACCCAGAGGUGGCACUCCAUCAUUUUUAUAGCUGAGAACCAUCGUUUCAAGUCUCGGAUGUCCAAGUUCGGUUUCAAAGUCAACAGUCACGAAAAUUUAAAAAAAGAAACAUGAACUUUAAAUAAAAAAGGGGAAUUAGUCAAAUCCAUUUGGUAUAAUAGCUACUACUUCUUACACUUUGUUAUUGUUAUAUUUGAAUCCUAAUUUAGACAGACAGCCAGAAAUGCUCGUCACCAUAUGUAAAUGACUCGUGUAAACUUGUCAGGAGUAAUUUUGUGUUUAUUCAGAACAACUGCCUGUGUUUGAUGAAAUAAGACAUCAUGUCUGCUUGCACUUAUGUGAAUUAUGGACUUAAAUACCUGGCCUUAGAUCUGGUCUUACCACAAGCCACUAAACAUUGAUGUGUUAUAACAAAACACCACUCUGUAGAAGAAAUGUUGCAGUGGGAUUACAGUAACAAUCUGAGUAGAAAAAAUGUCUAAAUAUAUGAAAUUAUGACUUUAUAAUCCUGUUUUGGAUUCAUGUGAAGCAAAUGAUAUAUGGAGCAUUUUAUGAAUCAUCUUUGAAUGUAUAAAGUGAGUUCAGUCAGUCUUUGAGUGCUUUAGUUAAAAAGAGAGACCUGAAAAUAAGAAACAUUCACAGUUCAACAAUACAGAAAUGUCUUGUUUAUUUAAAAAACCAUUUUAUUUAAAAAAAAAUGUAAAAUGCUCCAAGACCUGUAAGGGCUAUGAGGAAUUUUAUUUGAAUAGUACCUGAAUCUGUAUCUGCCAAGUUCAACAUGAAUACGGAAGGUAAAGUGCUUUAUAUUUUGUAGUUAAAUCUACAAAAUAUAAAACUUUGAUACAUCUACUCUCAUUUAAAUAUGAGAGUAGAUGUAUCAAAGUUUUGGGAAUCCUCAUCUGUGGAACUAACAUGAAGUUGCUGCUUCUUCCUCUUGUCUGCAAGGAAACACAUCCAAACUUUUUACUUUCUUUCAAAGAUGAUGAUUAUAAAUGAAUGUGACUGUGUUCUUAUGGAAAUACUAUUUCAUAGAAUUACACAUUUUUCUACUACCAUUUACAAUGAUAGCAGGAACAGUAAUCAUAGCAGUUGUCAUAAUUUGUGUUUUCUUAAUUCUUAUUGUGUGGAAAAUACAGGUCUCUUGAAUGAGGUCACCAUUGUAUGAGACUUAAUAUAAAGUAUAUAAGUCUCAUGAGAUAUAUGUAAAACAUUUAUUGUAAGUUUUCUUCUGCACAGGGCUGUUGAUGGUUUAUUAGAUCUUAGAACUACUCCACUGAAGAGAAAAGCUCUACCACAAAACAGUUGGUUUUAAUUUAUCCAACUCCUGUUUGUUCUGUUUUAUCAUUAUAUCCUGUUUUCUUUUUUUACUUUUUUUUUUUUUUUUUGUUUUUUUUUGUUUUGUUUGUUUUUUUUUUUUUACUUUUUAAUGUUAACCAUCUGUACAAAGAAAAGACAAAAUCCAGUUUCUCAGUGUUUUUUUUUUUAUUAUUAUUAUUAUGAAGAAGCACGAGGGCUUUUUAUGACCAGACGGAAUCUUUUAGUUGACUUCUCUGUCAAUGAUUUACUGUCAUUCAACAGACUAACAAGUAUGAUUCAGGCUUGCUGCAGGCAGAGAGCGAAGAUCUCAGCCUGAGGUGUGUUUGCUUCUCUUUAUAUGUACUGUUUUAAAGCAAUCUGACUUUAUUUUUUGACACAUUUUAUUUUUUUGGCAUCAACGUCAGACUUUUCAGACAUAUAACAUUGAUCAAAUAACCACAUGCUGAUCAUCAUAUUAGUAUAUCUGUAUGUGUCAUAAAUUGAUCCCCUUCAUCUCUUGAAUUGUAUUUUCAUGUGCAUUUUACUUUAAUGUAAGACCAAGACAAAGAGCAACUGACAACCUGAAUAAUAAAACAUUUGUCAGUCAAACAAUUAAGGGAGGAUAGCAUGAAUCAUUUAAAUUGAUGAAAUAAUAAUAGAAUGCUCCUGGCAGCUUUAAUGUGAGCUGUAAAUCAAAUUUAGAUUCAAGUAUUAAUAAAAAAAAAAAGUUUAUCUAAAUGUUGUGAUUGUGAUGUUUGUAUGCUUAGUUGCAGGUGAGUGUAUUUUGACAGGAGUUAUUUUUGUUGUUUGUUUUGCUUUGCUUGGCUUGUCAACAGCUGUAAUGUAAAUAUUCGUUGGUAAUAAAAAUGCUAUUGAUUAUUAAA